Salarias fasciatus (jewelled blenny) is the source of this 2107-nucleotide messenger RNA. RefSeq names its product RAD51 paralog C (gene rad51c). The transcript has 4 exons. Bases 9 to 1142 code for a protein of 377 amino acids. Gene Ontology annotation, cellular component: Rad51B-Rad51C-Rad51D-XRCC2 complex; replication fork; Rad51C-XRCC3 complex. The record is from RefSeq and is a predicted model, not a curated record. Gene Ontology annotation, molecular function: crossover junction DNA endonuclease activity; four-way junction DNA binding; ATP binding. Gene Ontology annotation, biological process: DNA repair; meiotic DNA recombinase assembly; reciprocal meiotic recombination. NCBI's taxonomy places the organism in Eukaryota, Metazoa, Chordata, Actinopteri, Blenniiformes, Blenniidae.
UGAAAUGCAUGCUGGGAGACCUGUCAUGGCUUCAUGUUGGGAUCUUAGCUGUUAGCAUGCAGAGGCCGCUCUCCAGUCUGCCUCUGAGCUCCAGCGUCACGGUCAAACUGCACGGAGCUGGUUUCCAGUUCGCCGCCGACCUGCUGCACCUCAGCCCGCCGCAACUCGGCCAAGAAGCCGGUUUGACACAGCAGGAGGCACUACAGGUGCUGCAGAUUGUAGAAAGAGGAGGAGGAGGAGGAGGAGGAGGAGGAGGUGUGUGCAGCUCCCUGACAGCUCUGGAACUCCUCCAGAAGGAGGAAGACUUGAGGAGCAUCGUGACGUUCUGCUCACAGCUGGACGCCGCUCUCGGAGGAGGGAUCCCCAUCGGGAAAACUACGGAAAUCUGCGGCGUUCCGGGAGUCGGAAAAACUCAACUAUGCCUGCAGCUCUCCGUGGACGUCCAGGUGCCUCAGUGCUUCGGCGGGGUCGAAGGUCAAGUCGUCUUCAUCGACACAGAGGGAACCUUCGUGCUCCAGAGGGUCGUGGACAUCGCCGCCGCCGCCGUCAGACACUGCUCCCUGCUGGCCGAGGACGAGGAGCAGCGUGCCGCCGUGGCGACCUUCACCGUGGAAACCAUCCUGUCCAACAUCCUACUGAUCCGUUGCCAUGACUACGUGGAGCUGCUCGCCGAGCUGCACCUGUUGCCCCGCCUCCUGUCUGACCGGCCGAGGGUCCGCCUCCUGGUGAUCGACAGCGUGGCGGCGCCGUUCCGGCUGCUUUUUGACAACCUCUCUCAGAGGACACGCCUCCUGGGCGGGAUCUCCCAGCAGCUCGCCGCCGCGGCGACGGGCCGCCGCAUCGCCGUGGCGAUCACCAACCAGAUGACCACGCGGCUGCUGCCGGGCGGGAGCUCGCAGCUGGUCCCGGCCCUCGGCGAGCUCUGGGGCCACGCCCCCACCGUCAGGCUCCUCCUCCAGUGGGAGGGGCCACGGCGGCUGGCCACCCUCCUCAAGUCUCCGGCACACCCGGAGGCCACCGUCCAGUACCAGAUCACGGCCGACGGCUUCAGAGACGCCGACGAGUCGGAGCAGCCGCACAGCAAACGGCCGAGGACAGACACCGACCAAUCGGAGGCCGGCGCAGGAGAGGCCGGGAGCUGAUUGGCCUGAUUGGAGUCUGGUGGCUAAUCCGAGGCUGACCCUGAAAUCCCCUGAUUCCGAUGAAAAGAAUCUUCUACUUUUUCUAGAAGAUCAUAUAAAGAACUCCUCAGGACUGACUUCUGACUCUUUGUCCUUGUUGAAAGUUUUUAUUGCUACAUGUUGCUUCGUUAUGUUCACUGUUAGCCUCAAAAGAAUGAAAUCGCUCCUGUUCUUUUGCUCAUAUUUCAGCUGUGGGACUAUGGCUCAAAGACAAAUCCACAGAAAUGUCAAAUAUCCAUCUGGGAAAGUAAAGAUUGAUGAAUUCUUCAUCAGAAAUGGCAGAAAUGUCACCAGCGAUGCAGGAGCACAGUGAAGUGAACUGUGAGGCCAGCAGGAGGCGCCACAGUACAGCUCACUGGAGAACAGCUGGAGCAGAGAGAAAACAGAAGGUUCUCCUGAGCUGGUUUCAUUUCAGAGGCUCAGCUGUUUCCUCUCUGGGAGGAAAGAGUUCAGAGAGUGAAUAACAAAUAAAUCGUUCUGGGUUGCUCCAAACCUGCAGCCGUUUCUGGCAGUUUUCAACAAGUAGUUUCUCCCCAUCCAUAAAAGUAAUAACCUGAUCAUAUCUUAUUAUUAUUUGAGGCCUUGCUCAAAAUGAGGGCAAUAUUAUUAUAGAUUCAAACAGUUCUAACUACAUUUCAAAACCCCCAUGAUCUUCCAAAUAUUUUUACUGUCUUACUUCUUCAGUUUGUCAUUUCAGCCUUUUUUUUUGUUUGUUUUUUUGUUUUGUUUUUGUUUUCUGGACAUUUUUAACCAGAAGAAAAAAACGUUUUUAAAAAGAAUGCUUUGAAUAAAUUAAUCUUACAUAUUUAGCAACCGAUAACAUGAAUGUAUCGGGACCAAGAACCUUAACAGGGUGAAAGUGUUGCAGAGUUUCCUCAGUGAAUAAAUGCGAUGGUUCUUCCAGUUUUUCAGGCUGCACUGACGGU